GUGUGUGUGUGUUUUUUUUUCUUAUUUGCCAACACCAACAAAAAAAAAUAUAAGGAGAGGCAAAGCAGAUCUGCUGAUUGGACUUGACUUCUCUUCCUUUGCUACCUGGAGACCUGAGCCAUGGGGAUGUGUGUGAUGGAUUUCCCCAGGAGGGGAGAUUGGGGGUCCAGACCAGGGUCACCUGGCUGGAGGAUGGGUUGUCCAGGGAGCAGGUGGCUGUGGCUGUGUACCCUGAGGUUACUCUGCAUUGUACCUGCAGGAGAGCCAGUCCAGAGAGGAGACCGAGAUACCAACGCCGGGUUCCCCAAAGCCAUGGACAACGUGACGGUCAGACAGGGAGACAACGCUGUGCUCAGGUGUGCCAUCGACAGCGGAGUGACGAGGGUGGCCUGGUUGAAUCGCUCCAGCAUUCUCUACGCAGGGAAAGAUAAGUGGGCGACCGAUCCGCGAGUGGUGCUUUUGACCAACAGCAAAACCGAGUACAGCAUCGAGAUACAGGGCGUGGACGUGUAUGAUGAGGGUGCUUACACAUGCUCGGUCCAAACACACAAUCACCCUAAGACAUCUCAGGUGCAUGUGAUAGUACAAGUGCCGCCCCAGAUCGUCAAUAUCUCCAACAGCAUCUCUGUGAACGAGGGAAGCAAUGUGACCCUACUCUGCCUCGCCAUCGGACGCCCGGAACCUGUCGUCACAUGGAGGCACCUCUCUCCCCCAGUCCGAGGUUUCGCCAGCGAAGACGAGUAUUUGGAAAUCACAGGAAUCAGCAAGGAGCAGGCGGGAGAUUAUGAGUGCCAGGCGGUGAAUGAGGUGUCAUCUCCUGAUGUACGGAAAGUCCAAAUAAUAGUCAACUACGCGCCUUACAUGUCGGACGGCAGGAGUGUGGGGGCAGCAGUCGGCCAGAAGGGAAUCCUGAGGUGUGAGGCUUUCGCUGUUCCCUUGGCGGAAUUCGAAUGGUACAAGGAAGAGCAGAGACUCUCCAAUGGACUGAACGGAGUGCAGAUUAAGAACAUAGACGGCAAGUCUAUGCUAACCUUCUUCAAUGUCUCGGAAGAGGACUACGGGAACUACACCUGUGUGGCCAUCAACAAGCUGGGAUUCUCUAACACCAGCGUGCUGCUCUUUGAAGUAAGUGAGCCAACAAGCUCAUCUCAGAAUCAAGAAGAGAAAACUUCCACAAUUCUUGCAAAUUGGAAAGGACCCGGAGCAGUCCAGGACCACAACAACGCACCUGCGGGGAUGACCUCUUCUCUCUGGCUGCUGGUGAUAAUCUUCGUUCACUUCCUCUUCAAGUUUUGACCUGGUGUCCGUGCCAUUUGAACAGCGCACUGCCUCUAACCCGAACAGAACGAAAUAAACUCUUAUCCUGCACAGGUUACGUACAGGCUACGAAAACAUCGCCGAUAGAUUUGAUUCUGUGCUGACAAGUACUUGUUUUUUUUUUCCCGUGACUCCAUAACUGGUAUGUUUUCCCCUCUGUUGGCUGCAGGGUGCUAGUGCGUAAUCAUUCUCAGAAUCCUUAGCUCAGUGACAGGUUCCCUUCUAACCUCCCAUCUUUUAGCUGAUGUAACGUCCGCAGGGUUUUAAUGCUUUCCAAUGAUGCUUAUUUAUGCGGUAUUCCUUUACCAGUCUCGACCUCCCAUACAGUGAAGCUUGUCUGUGGUUUUAUCACAUCAACCAUAUACUACACCCCACCUACAGUGUUUCAAGGCUACCAGACAAACCAAUGUAAUAUCGCCUGUAGCCGAAAAAAAAAACACACAAAAAAAAAUACGGGGCAGUUUUACAUUAAAUAUCAGAAUCUUUAUCUUAAAAGCAAAUAUAUUCCAGAAAUAUAUCUCACUAAUGUCUAGGCCCAUAUCAGCUAUCACUAUAAUAUAUAAAGUGUGGAGAAACUAAUACGAUUGUAUCCGUCACGUACGUUAAAGUAACUGUAGAAGUCUUUAGCUUCACAUCCCAUCGUGUAAUUCUAUUCACACGAACCGCAGUCGGUCGGUGCAAAAAAGGCGCGCGUGUGUGUGAUUCCUGUUGAGAUCUUCCUUGAAACUUGCAGUUGAAAUUGGCCAAAAAUUAUCAGUGUGCGAGAGAGAGUGAUAGCCGUAUGAAAUACAUCCCCCGCCCAGCACUCUGUGUAUUUGGGAUCUUUGCUGACUAAGCUUUAUAACCCGCAACGAAAGUCGUGUGAUUGCUUAAAGACGCGGCAUUCCUCUCAUUCUGUUUGGCAUUUGAUGCGUUUCGGUCAAGAACCAAUUAUUAAAUGUGCACAGUGUUACCCUUUAAA
Molecule: messenger RNA, 2278 nt
Organism: Callorhinchus milii (elephant shark)
Lineage: Eukaryota; Metazoa; Chordata; Chondrichthyes; Chimaeriformes; Callorhinchidae
Product: opioid-binding protein/cell adhesion molecule homolog
Exons: 9
Coding region: 121-1296 (391 amino acids)
Cellular component (GO): neuron projection
Source: RefSeq, a predicted model, not a curated record